GUGGCAUCUCAAGACCUGCAUCACAAGACAGAAACCCCUCCGCUAUCUCCCCGAUCUGCGAUUCGUUUGGAGGUUCUCAUGCUCAGCACAAUCGAGCGCUGCUUAUCGGCGAAGGACGUCUUGUUAGAAAGACCGCUCUACUUGACAAAUGCAGAGUCAAGGCAAGAUGAUCACAAUGGUGCCCAGGUGCACGAGAAAACUUGUGGCAAGCGCAAGCGGGCAGACGAGGAACAUCCGGACACCUCAUGUAAAAUAGAAUGGGUUGGAAACCCUUCAUCUACUUGCCCAGGGCAAGUUAUCGAUUCUUUUCUGGACGCAGAGAACGGGCUGGACGCUUCUCCCACGUCAGCGAUUUGGAGCGAGUGGAACGAAUCUGAGGAUACGGAUUUGAAGAUCAAAGGGGAUGCUAAGCUUGUGGGUUCAGACGAGCUCCCUUUCGUCCCGGAGAUCCAGCUUGAGGCCCAGGCCUGUGAGGAAGGAGUAGAUCGGGAGCGAACUAUGAACGUUGAUGCACUCGGUCCAUCAACACGGCCUUCAGUGCAGCAGGAAACAAUCGACGCUGUGAAAUCAGAAUGAUUGGGAUAGAAACAUAGAAAAACUGGUUCUUGAGAGAAGAACAAUCACUAUACAUAGAUUAUUCUUAGUAUGCAUAAGAUGUAACUGAGUAAGUAAAUUGGAUGAAUC
Molecule: messenger RNA, 684 nt
Organism: Guillardia theta CCMP2712
Lineage: Eukaryota; Cryptophyceae; Pyrenomonadales; Geminigeraceae
Exons: 1
Coding region: 79-576 (165 amino acids)
Source: RefSeq, a predicted model, not a curated record